This is a messenger RNA of Perkinsus marinus ATCC 50983, 156 nucleotides long. RefSeq lists its product as hypothetical. The record is from RefSeq and is a predicted model, not a curated record. The transcript has 2 exons. Lineage: Eukaryota; Perkinsozoa; Perkinsida; Perkinsidae. The coding region runs from base 1 to 156 and encodes 51 amino acids.
AUGUACCUGGCUCCUCGAGUACAAAACGAACUCCUGUCGACUGUUGCUGGCCUCAUAAAGGACGACAUCACUGACGAAAUUCUCAAGACCAAAUAUUUCUCGAUUAUAGCCGAUGAGGAGAUGAUUCCGAGCAGUCACAAGUCAAAGAAGUAUUAA